Molecule: messenger RNA, 2280 nt
Organism: Tribolium castaneum (red flour beetle)
Lineage: Eukaryota; Metazoa; Arthropoda; Insecta; Coleoptera; Tenebrionidae
Gene: wdp
Product: windpipe
Exons: 2
Coding region: 314-1792 (492 amino acids)
Cellular component (GO): plasma membrane
Molecular function (GO): protein binding
Source: RefSeq, a predicted model, not a curated record
CAUUGCGUAACGCAUUUUCACUCAGGUCUAAGCAGUACCCGGUUUUAUCUUCACUCCGUAUUCACGCGUUCGAAGGAAAGCGCGCGCUCUCUUCAAAUCAGUACUAUUUUUAAUUCGACUCGGUCUUACUCUUGAGUUAUUAGGAAUUUGUUCAAUUUAUGACUGACUGUAAUUCGAUAGGAAGAUAAGAGCAUUCAUGUUAAGUGCCAACAUGUGAGUGCAGUGAGGUCUGGACAGUGCUUACAUCCAGUUAGUGCAGCUUCCAAGUGCAUCUCUGAUUUUUUUGAACUUGACUUGCCAAAAACAGAGCAUCAUGAAAUUGCUAUUGACCUUCGCCACGUUGCACCUAGCUCUUGGAGCAUCAAUCGUUGAUGUGACGUGUCCCGAAUCCUGCACUUGCCGAGUUCAGGACGAACUUUCCUGUAGCUCGUACGAGUUCAUCAAAAAACUCGUCCCGAAACAAGUAUCAACAAUAGUGCAUUUGAACAUAAACAACGCUUCAGUGAUCACCGUCGACUCCAAGCUGAAGUAUUUAAAAAAUUUGCGCUCCCUGGAUUUGUCAGGCAACACAAUCACCGUGUUGCCAUCACAGUUUCCGUAUUUGCCAAAGCUGAAGAGUCUUAACUUGAGCGCGAAUUACUUGAGCAGUGUCGAGUUUGCGCAACUUCCGAAAAAUUUAGAAGUGAUUGAUUUGAGGCAUAAUGUGAUUGAGAAUUUCCCGAAGGACUGGGGCGUUUUGAAAGAACUGAAAAGUGUUUAUUUUGGCGACAAUUCCAUCAAUUGUGAUUGUGACAAUUUGGCGGUUUUUGAACAAUUGCGAAACGCUGGGAUUGUUUCGGAAAACCUGACGUGUCACUACCCUAAAGAGUUUCACGGCCGGUCUUUGGACUCAGUUAAUUGUUUCUUGAUCAAGGAAAAUUUGUUGAAUUCGAUGUUGGGUGAUGAGGCUGGGUCAGGUCAAGACGAGUUUGAAGCCAAAGAACUGGACGAACAAGAAGAAUUUUUCAAGGCGGAAGACAUAGCUCACACGAGCGAAGACCUUACUGAAGGUAGUGGUGAUGAGGGAAGUGGUGACACUCCAAUUCCAAUUGAGCCAAAAGCUUGCCACUUCAACUGUUCUACUGCCAAUCCGAUCGGAAUCCACGACGAAGUCAAUGCUUCGCCUGCUCCCGACCUGAAGGAAGGAGUUGUGAUGCUCUUUGAAGACGUUCUCCAACCGGAACCAGAAACCACCACCACCACCACCACGGAAAGCCCAGUCACAAAUUUAGUACACACGGGAAAAGAAGAACCAACUUUCGUCAAAGAGUCCGACAAAGGUGAAGUCGAAACGUUCCCAACUAACGAUACCGUUUUGGGCGAAAUGGAACGAGCGAGUUUCGAAAAUUCGAACACCCAGUCUGUGUACAUAGUAGUAGGGCUUGUAAUAGCCCUGAUUGCCUUCCUGAUCGUUUACUACGUGAAUCGGAAGAACCAGAAGCGGAGGAAUCAGCGGAAACGCAACAAAUCGAACGAAAACGGCUGUGGGGAAGAAAUGAAACCGCUAGGUGUGAAAGUUCCGAUUGAGCAAAUCAACACCAAGACCAACUUUGAAUCUGCGCCUUUGUUGAACGGCAACGGCAAAAUUAGCGAUGAUGUUGAGUUGCGUAAAACUGAAUUAUCGCCCCAGCCGGAACGAGUGACGAUCAAAGCGUCAGAACUACCCGAUUCGAUUCCGAAAACGCCGCUUCUUGUCCAUCGCCAAGUGGACAGUGACGGGAAAAUUGUCACAACGGCAGUGAAUUCCAACUAGUGAUGUGAAUACCUCAGUAUUUAAUAAAAGAUACGUAUGUGAUAAUAAUCUUAUGCGGUCGUUCCUAUACUUUAGUCGAUACUUAUUACGUAAGUUCGCAUUUUGACUGUUCGACUGUUAUUGUAUAUUUACUUAUUUUUAUGUUUAUAUAUUUAUAUAUCGUUACCAAAGUGAAUUUUACGUGGAGAGAGAUUACUAGCAGGUGGUGCUUUGUGGUAAUGACUCGGUCCUUUGCUUGGAGAAGUGAUUCGCCAGUGCCAUUAGUUUCGAUGAGUCACGAAAAUGUUUAGUAACUUAAUUUAAUAUAGUUUGCGAAUUGUGAUUUUAUUUAAUUUGUUUUCUACUUAUUUAUUUCGAAAUGCAAAAAAUCGAAACUAAGAUGGAUCGGGCCCAGGGUAGGUUUUAGUGUGAGUCAUUGGUUAUGUUGGUUAUGAACAUACUCAUCGUUUUUGUAUCAAUUUCGCAACUUAAUAAAUCGUUUAAAUUUG